Molecule: messenger RNA, 672 nt
Organism: Cladophialophora immunda
Lineage: Eukaryota; Fungi; Ascomycota; Eurotiomycetes; Chaetothyriales; Herpotrichiellaceae
Exons: 1
Coding region: 1-672 (223 amino acids)
Source: RefSeq, a predicted model, not a curated record
AUGGCUAUACCGAUCACUUUCACUCUCUCUACACUGCCUGAGGUCUUCUGUGGGAGCACUGAGAUGGCAGCUCUAUUUGACCAACCUAUCAACGACCAAAGGUUUCUACACAUCAUUGCUUUCAACCGCUUCAAACGAUUCUCUUCCUUUCUUAAUGACUGGGCUCAAAUGCCGGAGGCUGAGUAUUUCGUUUCUGAUAUUAUGGCAGGAAUUUACGAUGAGCCCUCCCGGCACAAACAGCUGGCGAUGCUUCUCGCGAUCUUUCUGGUCCAUCGCAACUUAUUUGGAGCUGGGAUAGCUACCAAAGAAAUAGCUCCACAUUUACCUAACCACCUCAGCCGGAGAGGGUUCAGCAUUUUCCAGGAAGCGGUGUCUUCGUUUGCACAGAACUUUGGGUUGGAGGACACGCUUAAUUCUCUUACACCGUUACGCUUGGGGUUCGAAGGAUCUCAAGAACAAUUUCAACGGUGGAAAGGCUACUGGGACCAAUCCUGUCCAAAAUAUUGGAACCUGCACUUAGGACAGGAUGCUACGUGGGAGCUGGGGACACUUUCUCAAUCUCAAUCUCCAAGGGACACAUCAGAUACGCACCAUCCUAACGAGGCACUCUGGUACUGGGACAGGGGUACUAUUAAGCGGUAUCUCUCUUGCUGCUUUGGUCAGUAUGACUAG